This is a messenger RNA of Zerene cesonia (dogface butterfly), 2934 nucleotides long. RefSeq names its product agrin. Lineage: Eukaryota; Metazoa; Arthropoda; Insecta; Lepidoptera; Pieridae. The transcript is spliced from 12 exons. The coding region runs from base 235 to 1746 and encodes 503 amino acids. Gene Ontology annotation, biological process: cell differentiation; multicellular organism development. Gene Ontology annotation, molecular function: protein binding. The record is from RefSeq and is a predicted model, not a curated record.
UGGCCACCAGUGAAAGAUGGAAACUAGCAUAGGUGGUAUAAUAAUGUGAGGAGGUACUGCCUCGGGUCCAGUUGGCACCGCGGCGCCGCCGGGUUCAGACGUGUGCUGUGUUUGUUUUGUGUUUGUGUGAAGGUGCGUUCGGGAAUAUUUUGAAAGCCGAACAUCAUGAUCGAAUGCUACCAGUGAAAAAAAAUAGUGUAUUUUGAACUGUAUAAGAAAACUAGUGAAAUCAAAAUGGAGGCCAAAUCUCAUAUCAUCGCUUCAGCCAUUGUUCUUGUGUGCGCACUAUCCUGGUGCGAGGGAGCAAGGGACGCAUCUUGUCCCCGGAUUUGCGGACCAGCGUUACAGGGCGAGCCCGUCUGUGCAACUGACGGGUACAUUUACCCCUCCCUAUGUGAGAUGAGAAAAAAGACAUGUGGUAAAGGAGUAAGACUGGCACCCGACCAAGGAUCCUGUUCUCGCGCACAAGGAUCCAAAUGCGACCACAGAUGCACCUCAGAAAGAGACCCUGUGUGCGGCACCAAUGGCAGGACAUAUCUCAAUAGAUGUAUGCUUCAGGUUGAAAUCUGCAGAGUGGGCAUCGGCCUCUCCCAUCUAGGCGCUUGUAACAACAUCAGUGCGCAUCGUGAAAACUGUCCUGUUGACUGCUCCCAGGCUCCACUCGACGGACCCAUUUGUGGAUCCGAUGGCAACGUUUAUAAGAGCACCUGCCAAAUGAAACUUCUGACUUGUGGGCAAGGUGUAGUCCGAACAAACAAGAAACACUGCCAGACGACGCGUCACUGCCGUGAGUCCUGCUGGCGGGUCGCAAGACCUACAUGUGGUUCUGAUGGCAAACUGUACGCAAACGCUUGCAGGAUGAAGGCUACUAACUGUGGUAAGCACGUGUUCGAAGUGCCUAUGGCGUUUUGCGUAUCACAAGAGAGGACGUCAGGAGGAGAAUACUGUCCCACGGACUGUUCCGACCAGAAAGAGAAACUCGUGUGCGGCUCAGAUGAGAACAUUUACAGAAAUGAGUGUGAGAUGAAAAUGCUGAACUGUGGCGUGAACAGCAGGAAGAUCGUCAAGAAGGUCGACAUGGAUAAGUGCAAGUCAAAAAUGAGCAAAUGCACGAAAGUAAAGUGCCCCAGUGAGCCGGAUCCGGUGUGUGGUACCGAUGCCAAUGUGUAUACAAACCCUUGCUUCUUGAAGGUCGCUACUUGCCUCAAGGGAGUACAACUCGCACACUUUGGUAACUGCACGCUUCUUCCGAGACUCGAAACCGACUGCCCUGAAAACUGCGACAACGUGGUCGACCAGCCCGUGUGCGGUUCGGAUGGCAAUGUUUACAAAUCGGAAUGCGAGUUGCGUCGCGCUACCUGCGGGCAGCACGUGGUGGCGGUAUCCGCAUCCCAUUGCCGCACUACCGCACUAUGCCACGGCGACUGUCCCGACACGCCUGCCUUCGUGUGCGGAUCCGACAACAGGUUUUAUAAGAACGAGUGCAUUAUGAAGAAGGAGAACUGCGGCAAACACGUGUUCGUGGUGCCGCUGAAGCGUUGUUUAGCGAGGUUCCAGUACGCGGGGUGCGCACGCGUCUGCCCGCCGGAGUACGACCCCGUGUGCGGCACAGACGACAAGACCUACUCUAACUCUUGCUUCUUGGAGAUGGAGAACUGUAGAUCGAGAAGCCUCGUGCAACUCAAGCAUCUAGGCACCUGUACAGAACCCAUCGCUGAGGAACCGAAGAACUAUCUAUAUCGAUAAAUUCAUCAAAUAGUGUAUCGCAUCAGUCAUACAUUGCUUCUAAUGGAUCAACCAUUUUACAAUUAGUGCCAAUUCUUAUUUAGUGAAAUAUACUCUAUUCUUUAUCUGUAGAUGGGAGGUAAAUAAUUAUGGUAAGGUUUGGUUAAAGAUGAAAUCAUCCACCAUCUUAAAGUAUAAAAUAAGUUUUCUUUGAGAUUAUGAAAAAGAUCAAUCAUUUUUUGUAGUCAUACGAAUUGUUUUAUGCUUUCGUCUUUGAAUUUAAUACGCGGUUUAUAUUGCAAUAACUUAUAUAAUGCUUACUUAUAUAAUUACAAACUACUAUGAAUUCGAACAAUGUGCUCCUUAUAAUUGAAUUGAUUGAGGCUGCGUAACGAUUUUAUUUACCUCCUAAAUAGAAACAUAAUGUCUUCCAUUUGUGUCUCUGUAGAUUAUUUAUUAAGUACAAAAAUGUUUUCAAUUUUAAAUUCAACGCCAUCUGUCGGGGCGUUCUUUGAAUUAGCGGAAUAGAAUUUGGCGCGUUGUUAGCGACUAUUUCAUUGUUUUGCCCUGAAUUGCAAAUGGGUUUAAUUGAACAAUCAUUAGGUACAUUAUAUUUGCAUUAAAUGUCAAUCGGAAUAUCUGAAGGGUUCUUUUUAAUACCUGAUAAUAUCGUACUGAUGUCCCAUCUUUGCUUUAGUACGUUAUUUCACUUAUUAUGAAUACUAGAUUAAAAAAUAUCUAUAUUUAAUUAGUAUCAUAUUACAAUAGUGCACAAUGUUAUUGCAAACGUUAUAAUUAAAUCUGUGUGAUUGUAUUGCACAGAUAAAAAAUUACAUGACAUUUUGAUCACAGAUAAUGCAAACGUUAUUGAUGUAUUGAUUAACGCCUACAGAUUAAAUAAGCAAACUGCUGUACGGCCACAGACUCUGUAAUAAUAAAACUUUAAAACAAUUUUCGCAAUAUCCUUGCCAUUUUCUAGAAAGAAUUACAUAACUCCUUACGCCAUGUAAUUUUAAUGUUCUGCGUAGCAAUGGAAAAUAAUUUAUGGCAUUAGAUAAGUGUAAUAUAAGGCUAAGUUCUGACUGUUUAUUUAUUGUUCUAAUUUAUUAUAUAAUUAGUUAGUAUUUGUACAUAAAUAAGGAAUGUAUCCACUGGUCAAUAUGAAGCGUGUUUUAUAUUGAACAAUGGAAAGUUAUUGCAUUUAAAAAC